GGAGUAAGACGAGUGUUUGCGGUUCUCACGAGGUGAUCCUUCGCCAUUUACCACACACAAACACCAUUUACAGCCUCUCCCCCCUCCCCCGAUUCGCCCCACCACACCUCCCGCGCCCUCACACGAUCAUAUGAUUACGCCGCUCAAAGGACGCGGUAAUCCACUAAUAUGAUCCGUGAUACAGCGCGCCAGCAGCUGCUUCUCUCCCCACACAUGUCGCGCCUCCGUCGGAUUCCCGUCCUUGCUCGCCCGCGCCUCCGUCAGACGAGCCUCCCUCCUGAACGCCGCCCCGUCAGUCAGUUUCAUCUGACGUGCGUCCGUAUCUGCGCAGCGCAUGCUUUUGGCCCGGGGAAAUGCUCAUGCAUAAAUAAUUACGUCUCUCCUUAACAGGUGCCAUCUCUAUUUUCUGAACAUUUUUUGUGGGAGGGCGUGGGCAGUUCUUUUCACUAAAGCAUCUUUUUCGAGAAGUGCUGUUAAUGCGAAAGGUUCCCUCUUUUCCAUGUCAAUCUUGCCGUCAGCGGAAACGGUUCCCUCUCGCGCGCGUCCUUGUCAAAGAACAAAUUUUGCUGCUGAACCCUUCUCUCUUCGAGGACGAUUUGUUUUACUCUGCCAUUUUUUCUCCUUUUGUUCUUUUGUCUCCCCUCACGCCCAGAUUGGCCAUUGCAAAAGUCUGCAAUCAACUGCUCCUGCUUUCUCUGAAAAACGUCCUCAAAAAUUGCUAUCCAUGUACUUAGAUUUAGGGCUCGACCCAUGUCUUUAUUUCGCUUUUGUGUUCCUCCUCCUCACGGCCGAUCUCCUUGCUCGUUGCAGGUGUGGUUCCAGAACCGGCGGGCCAAGUGGCGCCGCCAGGAGAAGAUGGAGCAGGCCCAGCUGCGUCUCCACGAGCAGUCCCUGGGCCUACUGCACCGGCCCGCAGGUCCCCCCGGCCCCCUCGACCACUUCUUCCCUCCGCUCCUCCCGGGCCUGCCGGGCCUGCAGGGCACCAUGCCCUCCAUCCACGGGGGCCUGCCCAACAUGGGCAGCACUGUGCCCCCGCUGCCCGGCUUCCUCGGCCACCCGCACGCCACCUACCCGUCCUACCUCACCCCGCCCACCUCCUCGUCCAUGGCCGUGGCCCCGCCGCCGGCGCCCUCCAUCCCCGUCUCCACCACCUCCGCAGCCUUCACAACGCCUCCCCUGCCCAUGUCUCCGCCCUUACCCACGUCCCUGCAGGAGCGCUCCUCCCCUCCUAUCGCGGGGCCCGAGGACGACCUUAGGUCCUCCUCCAUCGUGGCCCUCAGACUACGCGCCAAAGAGCACCUCGAGAGCCUCGUCAAGACCUCAACUCUCGUCUGAGUCGCGCUCAGGGUCAGGUGACGUGGCAUUGAGGUCACACUAUGCUGGGAAAAGGUUACGCAACGGAGAGCCUGUGCGUGCGUGGACAAGGUGACAAAACUGUGAAAACCUGGCAUAGAAUACCUGGUAUUCGACUCAAGAUGAAACUGGCAUAGACUUAAGCGUGUCUGGCAAAGCGGUGUUCAUAUGGUGAAAUCGAUGUUUAUUUAAGAAUGUACAAAAUUGUAGUAGUCAGAUGGUGAAAUUGAUCGUGAAGUAAGUGUAUAUAUGGUAGAUGAACAUAAUAUAAAAAGGCUACUCGUCUGGAACACCACGUACAAGUUGGUAACAGUUGAGCAGCAGCAAUAGUACCUACACAACGCAGGCAGCAUGAGGGCGUGCGGAUGAUACACAGAAAGGCUCUGAGGACGCCACUAGUCAUCAAAAACUAAAUAUCUUUACAUUUAUAGCGCACAGUCUGAACAAGGAAUGAGAAAAGGGUAAUCCAACGCGUUACACGAGAGACAGAUAUUGUGUAAAAACAGUUUAUUACCAUUAGAAAAUAAUGAUGUAGGGAACACUAACCCUGCAAUAGGCUAGAGAAAGACAGAGUGCUGGUGUCCUAGGCAGUUUGUUAAGCAGAAACUGUACGGUCAGUUCUUAGCAGUUUAAGCUUGUGUGUUACUCUUUUACGAUCUUCCCCUCUUCUGUUUCCGGACCAAAUCUCACACACGAAUCCGCACGGCACAGAAAAUCCCCGACCUCUUUGUUUUUUUUCGAACUGCGGUUAUUGAUUGGGCGAAGUCUCUCCGGGAAACCUCUUCGGGCGACCACAGGAACGAAGCAACGGAAGGCUGCGUCGAGGCUUCACAGGGCAAGGAAGCUCUCUCCCAAUUCGAGCGUCUGCUGCUUUGGAUCUUGCGGGACAGAAGUGCGAGAGAGGCGCAGAGCUCCAUCUACUUCAGGGACUCCUGCUUAGAGCCUGAUUCUCACGUGAUUCUCAAGUGCUCCUGCGAUUCUUAUCCAGUCUUUGGUUGAAAUAGGAUCCUGCGUGUGUCACGGAAACCUGAUGCAUUUGGCGUGCUGUGUUGUGAACUGGAAGGAUGUUGUUGAUCAAUAGCUAUAAAUUGCAUAGGAUAUAUGGGCAGAUUAACAGUGUAAUGUAUUGAUUUUUUCUUUCUUUUAUUUUUACAGAUGUUGGGUAGCUAAGAUAUGGAAAGCCAAUUUCAUUACCAUGAGUACUGUAUUUCAGCAAUGGUCUAGAAAUGUGAAUUGUAUUAUGUAUUAUAUGCAGAAUGAUUGGAGUAGCAAGAACCUACUGAUAAAGCGAAGAAAUGUGUACUAUUCUUUACACUAAUCCCGAUUUAUCCGAUAAUAUAGCAGCGAUUCCAAACACCAGAAGCUGUAUAGCAAAACAAUACGAGUCGUACAGUACAUCGCACGCAUGGUGUCCUUACUGUAUUGUGUCACACCAUCAGUUUUUAACUCUUUAGCCAACAAAGACGGAGAUGGCAAAGAAAGAAGAAAAAAAGAAGGAGAAUAAGUAGCAGGAGUAGGAGAGGGUGAAGAAGAAGAAGCAGAAGAAGAAAAGGAAGAGAGAACAUUCAUCAUGGUUCAAAAUAGGGAACGAAAAGGAAUAGCACUUUCCCACCGGCUGCAUAGAGGUCAGCAAGUCUCCAAUAGUCACCACGACGCCACCUUUCUUUUGGUCUGUUAUGUUGUCCUGUCCUUAGCUGCAGUUUAGGCGUGUACAGUGUAUAGCCCCGUAUAUUUGUCUACUGAAGUACCCUCAUCGACCUGCGCCCUUGCCCCUUCCCUCUCUGUCUCUGUUCCAAUGUGCUUUCUCUUCUUGACCA
This is a messenger RNA of Penaeus vannamei (Pacific white shrimp), 3170 nucleotides long. NCBI's taxonomy places the organism in Eukaryota, Metazoa, Arthropoda, Malacostraca, Decapoda, Penaeidae. The record is from RefSeq and is a predicted model, not a curated record.